AAAAGAAGAUGAAGAAACAACUUCGAAUUAUUUCUUCGGUACCGUAUUUGGUCCAUGGAUCCCAAUCCCACCCCUUGCACUUCCUGCCCUCCCCAGAUUCCUGGUUCUUUGUCAUCUUUCUACCCAGAGCUGCUGGGUUAGCCACCUCGGUCUGAUAUCGGGUACGAGACAUGGCGAGGACCGGGACUUGUGAUCAGUUUCCUCCAAGUUAUUGGCUCAUUGGCUCCGACGCAAAGGUCAUGUUGUGACGCGACCCUAAGCCGUAACGGGUAUUACGUUAGAUGACUUUCUUUUUUCCCCUACAUAUAGGAAUUUUUAUUAGGUAUAUAUCUUGUAGAUCACCCCCUCUCCCGUUUGUCUUCGAGGCGUUUAGAAAACCUCUCACACCAUUGACAAAUUCUUUCACGGAAGGGAAAAGUGAAACUCAUAUACGAAUGUGUUUAUAUGAAUGUAUAUGUCUCAGCGGUGUUGACAAAUCGAUCUCACGUUGCUAUAAGCAAGGAGAGACAAGAUGGAGAGGCUACCGGGCUUGAAUGUAGCCAACUUCUUAGAGAAACGCCAGCUACUCAUUGCGAUCAAUUGUAUCGCGGCGCUGUCCAUUUUCUUCUUUGGAUAUGACCAAGGUAUGAUGGGCGGUGUAAACAACGCCAAGGAUUAUAUCGAUCUUAUGGGCUUUGGUCACGUCGACCCGGUAUCAGAAGAACCCAUCAUCACGGACAGUCUGCUUCAGGGUGGAAUCGUCUCGGUUUAUUAUCUAGGCACCUUAUUCGGUUGUCUAGGUGGAGGAUGGGUUGGCGACAAAGCUGGCAGAAUCAAGACAAUCGCUUUAGGAGCUGCCUGGGCUAUUGUAGGUGCCGCCUUGCAAUGCUCAGCCCAGAAUCACAAGUGGAUGAUCUGCGCUCGUGCUGUUAACGGAAUUGGAACUGGUAUACUUAACGCCAUUGUUCCAGUCUGGGCAACUGAGACGGCGGAACACACUUCAAGAGGCCAGUUCAUAGCCAUCGAGUUUACUCUGAACAUUUUUGGCGUCGUUGUCGCUUAUUGGCUCGAGUUUGGUUUGUCGUUUAUCGACAACGGUAAUUCGGAAAUCCGGUGGCGAUUCCCUAUUGCGUUCCAGAUCAUUCCCCUUCUUGUGCUCCUGGGAUCGGUAUGGUUCUUCCCCGAAUCGCCGAGAUGGCUUGCCAAGGUUGGCCGUGUCGAGGAGGCUCGAUUUAUCCUUUAUCGUCUGCGAGGAUCUUCCCAAGAAGAUCGUGAGAGGGCAGAGCUGGAAUUGAACGACAUUAACAACAUCGUUGCGCUUGAGUCUAAAGAGUCCAAGAAGAAUUCGUAUUUGCAUAUGCUAUUUGGCAUCGGCUCAGGAGAUCUACACACUGGGCGUCGUGUCCAACUUGUUAUCUGGCUUCAAGUCAUUCAAGAAUGGGUUGGCAUCGCCGGAAUUACUGUGUUCGCCCCUACCAUCUUCCGUAUAGCUGGCUUCGAUACGUUUAAGAGCCAAUGGAUUAGUGGUCUUAACAACAUCUUCUACAUGUUCGCCACGCUUAUCUGUGUUUUUACAUUGGAUCGCAUCGGCCGUAGGUGGACACUGUAUUGGGGCGCAGUUGGCCAAGGAAUUGCCAUGUUCCUCGCCGGCGCCUUCUCCAAGCUAGGCCAAGAUGCGACAGCAAGAGGGGAGAUUGGUAAGGCCCAGUCUUACGGAGCCGCUGCGGCGUCUUUCAUCUUCAUUUUCACAUCCGUCUUUGGUGCUACGUGGUUGACGGUACCUUGGCUAUAUCCCGCUGAGAUAUUCCCUCUUCAAGUACGAGCAAAGGGAAAUGCUUGGGGCGUCGUUGGUUGGUCUAUUGGAAACGGUUGGCUAACGUUGCUUUGCCCCGUCAUGUUUUCCACUAUCGGUUCCACGACGCUACACAUCUUUGGCGCAUGCAACAUAUUAGCUAUCCCAAUCGUCUGGGCUCUCUACCCCGAAAGUAACCAGCGGACACUCGAAGAGAUGGAUCUCUUGUUCGCUGCGCCCACUCCCUGGGUCUGGGAUGCGGAGAAGAAGUUUGCGGAACUCAAGGAACAGCAGCCAGACCUUGUGAAGGCUGCAAGAAGAGGCGAACACGUUGUUGAUCCUGAGACCGGUGUCCUUGUGCAUCCCACAACUUCAAAAGCGGAUGAUGCUAUCCACACCGAAAGCGAAGAGCAUGUAUCCCCUUAGAUUCUUCAUCACUUGAAAUAUAAGCAAUACCUUAACGGAUUGUGCUGCUUCCAAGUUGCAUGUAACCUAUUUUAGUUAUCACAGUAUUAAACUCAGACUAGAAAUAGAAAUCUUGGUUAAUAUAGUUUGUUUGUACUUCCC
Annulohypoxylon maeteangense is the source of this 2338-nucleotide messenger RNA. RefSeq names its product general substrate transporter. Gene Ontology annotation, molecular function: carbohydrate:proton symporter activity. Lineage: Eukaryota; Fungi; Ascomycota; Sordariomycetes; Xylariales; Hypoxylaceae. Gene Ontology annotation, cellular component: membrane. The transcript is spliced from 4 exons. Gene Ontology annotation, biological process: carbohydrate transport; transmembrane transport. The record is from RefSeq and is a predicted model, not a curated record. Bases 512 to 2197 code for a protein of 561 amino acids.